AUGUUAUCACGGCUUAGAAUCGGAACCAAAAAGGGCGCAGUUCAUGAGCCGACUAGUAAAGAAGAGCUUGAUACAGUUCUUGCCGAAGGAAUCUAUCUGGAGCGUGCAUUGCAUGCCAUGGAUAUGGUAAUGGACGGCCAGCUGGACGAGGCUGAAAAAUUGCUAGGAGAGGACAGCGUGUUCCAUAAAAUUGCUGCCGGCGUAUUGUAUUUCCUUGAGGCAGUUGCUGGAUUCGAGCCAGAGGCGGUCCGAAAGGCAAUUUCAACUCUUUCGGUGGCGGAAUCGGCCGCCUCCAAAGCCAAGGAUCAGGCGCUCACCAGGGGCAUCAAGACCUCCUCGUUCCGGCCUGGUGCGGAGUACGAGAUGGUAUUGAUCGAGUCGAAUCUGCUAACAGCCGUUUCCAUGUUCCUAUCAGAAAGCGUUUUUGAUGCUAUUAAAGCCUUGUACAAGCUCCGAAAGACAUACGGUGCGCUUGAGGACAUCCGCAAACACGUGACCGAUACCCAAACUGGGCAGUCUUUCCAACCAUUGUGGUCCGACUAUAAUGGAACAGAUAUGGAGCGUUUCCGCAAAGUCUAUGCAAACCGCACGGAGGUCGAUCUUAUUGAGGCGGUUAAUGCGUACCCCCAAACCUCCAUGGAUGAGUAUAUCAUCAGUGGUGUUGAGACAUGCUCUGGCCUGAUGCAUGUUGUGCUAUCUUCCAUUCCCCCCAAUUUGAUUCGUCUUCUUUCUGUGGUUGGAUUCAAGGGCGACCGUGAAAUGGGAUUGGGCUUAUUGUGGAAAGUGACUGGAACCUACACGAAUAUUCACAGCAGCUUAUCGUUGAUUGCAUUGCUCUUGUUCUUCGAUGGGCCUCUGAAUUACAAGGAUAUCCAGCUUUCUCCAGAGGAGGAGAAGGCUAUUGAUGAAAAGUACUGUGACUCCAACAGGGCGCCAACCCCCCUAACUACGGCUAGAAUGACUCCUGGACAACUGAAACAGACCAAAGAGCGUUUGAAGGAGGCUCUUAUAAGGACCCGCAAACAUUACCCACGUGGAUUGCUCUGGCAACUCCAAUGGGGUAGGAUGAUUGCAGUCGAGAACCUUGAAGAGGGCACGGCCAUACUAGAGAGCGACGAAUGCGGUCCUUCACAGAUUAUUCAAAUCGAGGCUCUUUUGGUUUUCGAUCGCAUCAACAUGUUCCUCCCUUUGCAUCGAUACGAGGACGCGGCCAGAGAUUAUAUCCGUUUGCUUAAAAUCUCUACUUGGUCGCAUGCCCUCUAUUACUACAUGGCCGCUGGAUGCCACUUGGAAUUGUAUCGCAAGCUAGGUAACGGGCCCGAGGCCGAGGCUCAUAAAGCUAAGGUCAACGACUACCUAGAGAAAGCUCCUGAAAAGGUAGUUGGUGCCCGCACUCUUAUGGGCAAAACUAUGCCUUUCGAUCAUUUUGUCGUCCGCAAGGUCAAACAAAUCAAAGCCGCUGCCAAAAAGCAUAAUGUUUGCUUAGCAGAUGCAGUCGGAACUUCUUUGAUUUUGGAAGCCGGAUACUUUUGGUAUGCGCAUGCUCGCACUCCCGAGAGCCUGAUUGCAGAGUCUCUUGAUAUGCUUGCAUACUCAGCCUCCAGCAAAGCCAAGGUACCCGAAGAUGAAGAGAACAAGUUCACACGUGAAUUGCUGACCAGUAUUUAUCUCCGCUUGCAGGGCAAGGCUGAGGAGGGAUCCCGCCUGCUGGAAAACCUGCUCCCACGGGUUAUUACGCCCGCGACCAACCCGCCUCCUUCAAAGGUAUCUUAUCACCCCGUGCAGGAGCCUUGGGCAGGUCCUGCCGCGCUUUAUGAGCGAGCCAUGUUUGAAUGGGCCAAGAACGGGCGAAAAGGUGCACCUAAUAUCCGCCAAUGGAUAAAACUGCUCACCCAAUGGGAUGGAGACUACGAGCUAAGCACUCGUAUCAACAUUAGAGCCACUGCCGCCACAGACCGUUUGGACAUUUACCGCCUCUAA
Molecule: messenger RNA, 1980 nt
Organism: Wickerhamiella sorbophila
Lineage: Eukaryota; Fungi; Ascomycota; Dipodascomycetes; Dipodascales; Trichomonascaceae
Product: Mitochondrial outer membrane protein IML2
Exons: 1
Coding region: 1-1980 (659 amino acids)
Cellular component (GO): mitochondrial outer membrane; cytosol; nucleus
Source: RefSeq, a predicted model, not a curated record